Molecule: messenger RNA, 3541 nt
Organism: Diorhabda sublineata
Lineage: Eukaryota; Metazoa; Arthropoda; Insecta; Coleoptera; Chrysomelidae
Product: synaptoporin-like
Exons: 4
Coding region: 475-1101 (208 amino acids)
Cellular component (GO): synaptic vesicle; synaptic vesicle membrane
Source: RefSeq, a predicted model, not a curated record
GAUUGUCAUUUAUAUUAGAGAGAAGUUGAUUGAUUGUUUAUAACUAGUAGAUUUAGCUAUAACAGUUUUCCAUGGAAAUAUAUAUAUAUAUAUAUAUAUUUCAUGGAAAACUGUUAUAGCUAAAUAUAUAUUUCUAAUCCACAGAUAUUUAGACAAGAGACACUACUGACCUCAGUGGUAUUUAACUCAACUAUUACUAAGCAAUGGCUUCAUUGUAAAAAUAUCAGUUAUUCAAACGUCAUUUUACUGGAAUUCAGAUAUAUUAACCAAUCGUUCGCUUGAAACUCUCCAAGGAAAGGGGAUUGACAAAUUGGGUUAUUCAUAAAAUGUAAAUGAUAACUAUUCACAAUUUGCAGGUAUAAUUCCUACAUAGUUUGUACGGGCAACCAAACGUUUAUAAGAUAUUUGAUGGGGAGCGGUUUUAACUAAUAGUUUUCUUAUUUAUUUUUUUGUCAAACCUAUCAAAAAUUAUCAAUGGAUCUCAAUUUGUCAGUUUUCCAAGAACCCCGUGGGGUUAUGAGAGUUCUACAUUUUAUUUUUUCAAUUUGCGCCUUUGCUACAAUAACGGGUUACACAGGAUAUCUCAAAUCUGGUUGCAUUGAUCAAGCAGAACAGAGAGACUCAUUCAGUUACCCUUUUGAAAUAAUAAUUACUAAAGAAAUGGAAAAUAAAAAAUUUUGUAAUGUUACGAUAGCAGGAGAUUUUUCUUCCGAUGCCAAAUUUUUUGUAACCUCUGGAGUAUUAGCAAUGUUGUAUUCAUUGGCCAUUAUUUUUGUUUACAUUAAGAUGGAUAAAACCUAUAAAAGUGACACCAAAGCCCCUCUCAUUGACUUCAUGGUUACUGUUUUGUUAUCAGUUUUGUGGCUGUCUAGCAGUGCCGCAUGGGCAAAUGGGUUAACAGGUUUAAAAAGCGAGACUAAUCCUCACAUACAAGAUGCUGCAUGUAAAGAUUGUUAUUUUAUUUCCACCAGUUUUUCUUCAUUGAAUAUAUCUGUGAUUUUUGGAUUUUUGAAUUUCUUUCUUUGGGCUGCAGAUUUAUGGUUUAUUUAUAAAGAAACUUCAUGGUUCCAAGGUAAUCAGCGACAAACAGAUGGAGUAUAAGAAACAUUUUAUUUUUUCUGUAUAUAUAAAUUGUUCAAGCUGAACUAGUCGAUUGCACAAACCUUACAGACACUUGAUUUUACAUUAAUCUUGUUUGGUGUUAUCAAUAUUCAUUUAAAUUUUAUUUAAUACUGUUGGUUUGAAUAAUGACAUUUUUUUACAUAAUUUUUGUUUUACAUUGUUUUUUCCCAAGUUUUGGACUAUCAAUUAAUUAGUUAAUUUAUCUUAACAUUGUUUUCAUCAAUUCAUUGUCUUUUUAUCCUAUAUAAUAAUUAUUCUGGUAUAACAAAUAGCUAAGGUAUGUUUUAUUAGUUGUUCCUUUUCUUCCUCUCAAUUUUUUAAAAGUAGAAAUAACGUCCAAUUGCUUAAGAUCAAGCUCUUCAUAAAUAGGAAACAUAUUCAGUUGCUUAAGUGUUUAGAUUUUCUAAAAAAAGUAAAGAUAAAAAUUAUAGUCUUCCAAAAUAAAGUAUUAUUUAAGAAUUUGCAUUUUUGUGUUUUAACAAAUUUAGAAGUGAUAGAAAAGCAUUUGAUAAAGACAACUUAUUGAACUUAUUUCAUCACUAGUUCAAUAUUGAUUUUUCUAUAGCAUGUGUGAAGAGUAUAUUUGACGAACUAAAUCUCCGACUAAUAUUUUAUUUUCAAAAUCUUGAGAAAACUUUGACAGAAUUUGAAAUUUUAUUUCUACUAUAUAUGUAGGUACAUUUCAAUAACCAAGUUAUCUUCUUUAGGUGAAGAUUAACAGAUUACCUUUGUUUUUUGAAGAUGUAAACUUGUUAUACAUUGUAAUUGUUUGUUUAGUGAUAAAAACCAGUAUGUUCACUAAGAAUAUCACCAACGGUUUCAGAAGCUUUAACUUGUACAGGUUACAUUUUUGACGUAAAUUUCUCAAUUUUUUUGAAUAUUACCGAUUUGACAAUUUAUUUUAAUUUCAAAUUUGCCAAAUUCUGGAUUCACAAUCAGAACUAUUUUUUUAAAAGUCUGCUGUGCUGAAGCAAACAUAAAAUUCAUUUUAAUCCUUUAGUUCUGCAAUAUAAAAAUUUAAACAUUUAUGGAUACUAUUUUUAUGCUUAUUGGCUAGUGCAAUUGAGUGUAAUAUUCAGAAUUGUCAUAUUUUGUUAUUACGCUUGUGGAGAGAGUUUAAAUAUUAUGUUAGACAUAUAAGUUCAAUUUGGAAAAAUCAAGGAUAUAAGUUUUUGGAAGACAAAAUUGUCUUAAAAUAGUGAGUACUAAUAUAUCAUUUGUAGGAAACGAUUAUGCGUUAAAUCCACUGAACAAACUGACAUUUCAAAGACUUCGCUUUAGACCAGUGCUUCUAGUAGCGAAGUCAAAUGCGGCAGCCCUCAUUGCCCUAGUACAUUGUAAUUGUUUUUUGGAUCCAUUUUAUUAUUUUUAUGCCAAAUUUGUAACUCUUGAAUACAGUGAUUUUAAAGUUGCAUAGUUUUUUUCCAGUAUAUUGAUUAAUAUUAAUAUAUUAGUCCAGCACUUCUCUACUAGUUUUUUUUUAAAUUUGUGUAAAACGAUUUCUUUUUACACUCCUUCAAUUGAAUACUUUAGUUUUAUAAAUGCAUUGUGGUCAUCGGAGGUCAGUCUUUAAUACAGAUAUAUAAAUUUUCCACUAUUUUUGUCUUAAAUAUCCUUUAGGGUUCAAAAACUAUGUUAGGUUUAGUUUGGAGGUGCCAAAUUGUAUGUCAAGUCUGGAACUCUUGAGGACCGUGCUUACUAAAACUACAUUAACACGCACAAUGUUAUUUUCCGACGCGUGUUUCUAAAAUCAAAUCAUUAUCUUCAAAGACCGAAAGUAAAUAGUUUAUGUCACACAAAUCGUUUCUGAAAUUUCAGUUUACUUCUGAAACCUAGUAAGUAUGUUAUUCUCUCUUUCAGUCUCCAAAAGAAAGCAUGAUCGUCACAUUGGUAAAAAAACUUUAGUUUUCUAUUUUCCAAUUUGAAAGAAUCUCGCCAACAUGAACUGCUACAAUAAGAGAUUUCGCUUGACUCUGAUCUAAUCAAUGUAUUACUUAUACCACAUUCACUAUGAAAUAUCUUAAUUAUGUAUUUCCGUCCUUCUAGAUGUAGAUUAGUUUACCACCCUAUAAUCACAAACAUUUGUUUUUCUAUACUGCUACAUCUAUGAUAUAGAUUGUUUUUAAUAUAUUUUAGAUUAUAGAAAGAUAAUGGAUAGAGAGACGAGCAUAUUUGGAAAUUGUAUAUCUUGUACUUAUCUGUACUAUUUUAAGGAAGAGUUUUAUAAGCUCUCUAUAUGUGUAUCACGUUUAAUAUAUCUGGAUUAAAAUUAAAUAAUUUUUUUAUAGCUUUGUUGCUAGUUUAUAGGUUAAAUAAAAUAUUCAUUGAUUGGGUUUAGGGCGUAGUUUUAUAAUUAUUUUAUUAAUGUUUGUAGUUCAUUUUAAUGUUUUCCUUUCUCAAUUAAUAAAUUAUUAUAAAA